Molecule: messenger RNA, 1006 nt
Organism: Desarmillaria tabescens
Lineage: Eukaryota; Fungi; Basidiomycota; Agaricomycetes; Agaricales; Physalacriaceae
Exons: 4
Coding region: 202-996 (264 amino acids)
Source: RefSeq, a predicted model, not a curated record
GGUUAGCCCAGGACGUCCAAUGGACGUGCCUGUACGGUAGUUCUUAACAGCUGCUUGAAGGAUACGUGCUGAGCGAAAGGAAGGCCCGACUCUGAUUCGAUCGUCUGGAGUCAGGACGCACUUAUAAGGCUAAAUAGCCCCUCUUCUUGGACCUUGACUCAUCUUGUUCCACUGCCAACACUUGUUCAGCGCUCACGUCAAAUGCAAGCUCCAGAUCUGUCAGCGUCGCAGGGCCCCAAGUUUCUCUUCCAACAAGAGAACGGCGAAAUCAUUCUAAGACCUGCACAUCCCCAGCAAGAUGAUCAACUAUGCCCAACGGGAGCACGGCGACACCACAAAGAUCUUGAAGGACGGCUACGGGAUGUCGAGGUCCUGAUCGCUAACCACCUCGGAUUUCAAGAGCGCAUACGAGAAAGCCAACACCAGGAGAAGUAUUUGGCUUUACAUUAUGGAACGGCAGAGCGGUUCUCUCGAGGUAUCACAGACGACUUGCUUAGCACCAACCCUGAGAUCGAAUAUUAUAUCCUCCGCCUCUCGCAAGCUAUUUCCCGAGUAUCAGUUCAAUUGGGCCGUACGAUGAUAUACAUGCCCAACAUCCUCGUCGCCUGGUAUUACCAUCGUGCCAUCACCAGUUCAUCUUCACACCCUCCAUACCCUACACUCACACAGCAGCUCCCGCCACACUUACACCAGAGAAACAUCGCCGCCGCAGAGGCCCUCGAGCAAAUUUCAGUAUUUUUCGACUUGAAACCGCUGAGUUAUUUUGCACUGUCGCAUAUCGAAAAGGUUUCUCUGCUUGUCGAUACGCGGAUACUGCAUUCGAUUCUUUCCAACCGAAGUCAGCUACUUAUCGUUCCCCGCGCUGACGUUGCAUGGGAUCUUCUUCUGGAACAGAAUAGAAUGAACAGCUCUCAUAAGGAUGUCAUUCAGACGAUCAUGUCAUCUCUCAUCGAUGUUCUAAAGAGAUCCGGAGGUAUCGAAUAUUUCGCAUCGUGAACCUCGAAUG